Caretta caretta (loggerhead turtle) is the source of this 4118-nucleotide messenger RNA. RefSeq lists its product as uncharacterized. NCBI's taxonomy places the organism in Eukaryota, Metazoa, Chordata, Testudines, Cheloniidae. The record is from RefSeq and is a predicted model, not a curated record.
UCAUGAUUUGUGGGGCUUGACUCACAAUUUUUAAAUGUUUGAGGUUGAUGAUAAUACGCAGCCUUAUCCUGCGUGUAAGACCAUUUGCAGAAACAAUGACCUGUGCACCGUGGUCUGAUCGGUUACUUAACAUUUGCUCAGUGGUUUGAGCAUUGGCCUGCAAAACCCAGGGUUGUGAGUUCAAUCCUUGAGGGGGCCAUUUAGGGAUCUGGGGCAAAAACUGGGGAUUGGUCCUGCUUUGAGCAGGGGGUUGGACUAGAUGACGACCUGAGGUCCCUUUCAACCCUGAUAUUCUAUGAUUUGUACAGCACUUGUGUUUCAACAUUAACCAGUGACUAUCUCUGUGUCUGUUCUGUUACCCAUACGGUGUAGCUCCAGCAGAGGGAGCUCUGUGCAUCCAUUGCAAGCCCUAAAAUCUCUUUAAAGGAGCAGCCUCCGUUCCAAGGGCAAUGAGGAUUUCUGGGGACUUGGGGAGUGGAUUAACAUAUCGAAAAGCAGCUCUUAAGAGUCCUGGGGACACGUCCUCCUUUCCUUUCCAAUACGGAUGUAAGUUAAGGGCUCACCUGACGGGUCUCAUUCAGCUGGAGAGAGAGACGGGUAUUUUUAAAGCAUCUCUCGAUGUAGGGGGAUUUUGUCAUGGGUUUCAGUGAGACACUUAGUAUGUAAUGCUUUUGUAUUUUCCCCUCCUUUAUUUAAACAGAGCUUGCACUGGGGAAGGCCAUUAUAGAAAGGGGAUCCAAAGUUUUUGAGGUAAGGAGGAUAAUAUGUUUAGAUGUUUCCAGUAUAGCUGCAGCAGAAUCUUCCUCUUGAACUCUGCAUGGACAGAAGAGGUGCUGCUAGCUCAGGCUGCAUUACACCUAAGGGGAGAUCAGUGCAGCUGUAAACCUACAGGCUGAUCGCUGCACCAAGAUGCACAAUAAAAUCCAUUGAUAAGGGGGAGCUGGAGGCGUGGAACAGCGUCUCUUCCUCCCCACGUGCUGCGUCUCCAUGGCAGCCGCCGACACAAGGUUCCAUUGGGAGAAUGUAGCAAUUUUCACUUUGAACCAAUCAAAGCCCAGCGGGAUGAUUCAGCAGCCAAUGAGGAGAGAGCCGGAGUGGGGCAAGAGGUGGAAGGUGCAAAGAUCUACGCGUGAGCCUGGCGGUACCUGGUCGAGCCUGGCCCGGAGCCCAGGAGGCUGGUUCGGUUCGGUCUGGUACAGUCCGUGAAGUAUCAGCUGUCGGUGAGUCUGACUAACUCGAGACUGAUCCAGCGCCUGAAGUUCGGUCAUGUGGGGGAGAGAUGCGCUGCUCGGUCCAAGAUGAGGUGCCAGAACAAAUCGGCCCGGCCCAGAAGUUAUUGAAUCUUUGAAGGGCUUCCCCAAGGACGGACUACCGGUUCCGAGCCGAACCGGGCCAUAUAACGUUAUUUGGAGAAAGAAGGUGAGGCCCAAUUCAAACACUGCUGACAACAAAUAACUUUCUCCAGGAAAAGGGGAGACCAGAACCCAGCAGAGCCAGGCCAGUGCAUCAAGCGAAGGAGAGAUCAGAAGCAGAGGGCCAGGAGGAGGAGACUCCAGAAGCCAUUAGAAACAGGUCAAAAUACAGAAAGGAAAAAGCAACUGGAAUCCGCCAGGAACUGGUCACGCUACCAAGGGAAGAAGGCACCAGAACUCAGCCAAACCAAGUUCAGGGGUCAAGGAAAGGAGAGAGCAGAACCCAGCCACCUUAUCAAGGAGCUGUGUAAUUAGAAUCCACCACAGACCCGGGUCUGCUUAUUAGAGGAAGGGGAAAACAUGGCUCGAGAACCGGGUCACAUUAGCAGAUGAGAACAAAAUGGACUGAAUGGCAGAAGACAGCAACAGUUGACAGGGUUGAUUGUUGUGGAGAAAGUAAGGCCAGGUCAACUUGCUUUGAGAGACUGGAUUCAGCCGAGGAGUGAGUGAGGCUAGUGAGUGAGUGAGGCUGAGCCAAGGCCAGAGGGGGCUCGUUCCAAAGCCUGGUUGGGGUUUCUAUGUGUAACCACGUCUGGUUUGUGUGAGGAGCCAGGAAGCAGAAGGAGAGAUCACGUCGGACAAUGCCAGAGAUGACCCAGCCCAGCGAUGUGCUAACACCUCCUCCCACUGCCAGCACUUCCAUGGAGGCCAAUGUAGUGGCCAUCAUCAUAGCUGCAACUGUUUCUUCAUCUGUGUUCAUAGUGGCGAUAUUGGUGCUGCUCCUGCUCUUGUACCACCGGGACCCCCUGUGCUGCCAGUUCCUCUGCUCCUGCCGUUUCUUUCAGAGUCCCAGCCACUAUGAUUGUCCUCCUCCAUACUUCAGCAGUAACCAGCGGCUGGUGGGACCCCAAUCAGGAGCACAGCAAUUGGAGAGCUCUGCCGAGAAUCCUGGGGUGCAGGGAGAUGAACUAUUCUGCGUUGGGCCCCCCAGCAGCUAUCAGCUCCCUCCAUGGGAGCAGCUGCGCUUGCCAAGCUACGAGAGCGUGCGGAAGAAGGAUCGGCAGCGGGAGAUCCAUCAGCUGAUUGCCGAGAGGUUUGGACUGUGGGUGGACCCCUCCCAGGAGCUGCCACCUCCCUAUGAGCAAGCCCUAAGGCAUCCUCCAGCCCUCCCAGGAACUGGAGCAGUGUCAGAGUUACCAGAUGGACACAGAUUGCUGGACACAUUCCAGGCUUCCAUCAGCUACCAAACUCAAAGGAACACAGCUGUGUAGAACGGGAAUCAACCCUGGAACACCUCUCCUUCCUUCUGUGGCAAGGACAGCAGGGCCUGUGAUGUCUCUCCCUUCCGGCGGGGCAGAGUGGAACUUCAUGCCUUCAUUCAGUCACACAAGCAGCUGAGAACCACUUGUGCAAAUCACAGGCAAAGCAGUGGACAUUUUCCAUCAACUCACUCCCCUACAAGAACGAAGGUGGAGUGAAUACCAGGAUCGAUUUAGCAGCCAUCUCUCUCCCAGAAACAGUGAACUAAAACCUGAGGGGAUUUCUGCUCCACCAUUUUCACUCUAGUAACCUUAUCUUAACCAAAGACCAAAAUAAUCCUCAGCCAUUUCUGUUGUAUUUGAGGGGGCAGAGCAAAGGUGAUGGUCCACUCAGCCAAGGACUGUCUCUGGAGGAAAGGCAGGGAGCUGUUUCACUGUAACAUACACCUCUGUGAGGCUGCAGCAGCUACUGUCUCACACUCAAUUAAAUCUCAGAAGCUAGGCCUCUCGUCCUCAAAUGCUUUAUCUUAUCUACUUCUUAUGUUAAAACAUUUACCUUAUGAGGUACCAGCGGGAAUCCUGACCUGCAAGUGACAGAAUUAAUAUAUUUGUACUAGAGCUGCUAUCAGCAAAUCAUAGCUCCAUGCUCCACAUUCCUCGGGGAUUUAAAACGCUACGUGGCGGAAGGCUUGUCAGUUCCGACAAGAUAAAGGUUCACCAAGGGCUAGGACUCGUGGAGCAACUUGCUGUACAAUCCCAAAAUGCUGUAAACAAAGGCAGAGAACAGCUGCAUUUCAGAACAGCAUGAGCUGUUUGCCACAACGGGCAGCUGGGAAAGAGUUAAUGUAACCACAGGGGACUUCACCCUGAAAGGUGCCAGGGUAGAACCAUGCUGAUGACAACCUAAAUUACUCAGUUCCCCUUCAUAAACAAAUGGCUAUUUGAAUUCUGGAAAUCGGAUCAUCUAAUUUCCCUAGUGCUGAUGUAAUUGCAACUCUCAGAUGUUCAAUUACUUUUUUGUAUUUCAGGACAAACUUUUAAAAUGUUGUUUACAAUGUUGUAGAUAAAACACGGCCAGUCAGAUCACAAGAUGUCUGCUGUGUGACCAAGUGCUGCAGCCUGACAAGACUGAAGUUUUGUUGUUUGAAUUACAUUUCUUUCACCCUUCAGCUGAUGAGUAUGAUGCUCUCACAGACUUCUUCACCCAGUUGGGAGUUACACGCUUUUUUUGUGGGGGGUGGUUCCAAGAAAGGAAAGGAAAAUUCUCUUCUGCAGUAUGUGGAACCUAAACACAACAGUAUAGUGCCAGUGCCUGAGAACCAGGAAGUGAAAAUAACUAGGGACAAAAAUAAAACCAACCAGUUUAGUUUACGUCCAAGGUAAGUGAAAGUGCAAAAUAUAAUUAGCAUGAAGGACUCCCUAAAAAAAAUGAUUUGACGUUUACUAA